AUGAAAUCCAAAGCCCAGCUUACUACCCAAGACAAUAAUAAGCCAGCAAAAACACCCACAAUCUCAAAAAUUCAAAAUAUCAAAGACAUAGUCGCUGUUAUAGCUCUGCGUUAUUCUGCUGUUUAUGGGAUAUUUGAGGCAAGUCAUUCAGGCAGUACAAGGUACAUACCAUCUUCCCUCAUACUGGUACCGAGUUUAGAGUCUUUGAGACUUAUUAAACUGCUUCCCACCCUUCACCAUGCAUCUAUUGUUUCAUCUUUUUUACUUGUUAGCAUGGCUUCAAAACUGCUUAUAAUCGGAGUUGGUUUUGAUGGUUUGUUAAGGCAAAUUGUUGGUGGUGAUUUUAGUGAUAGGAAUUUAUGGUUGUGUUUCGAGUUGACUGCUAUUUUUCUAAGGAAAUGGGAUGGUUUAGUUGAAGAAGAACAAGUCCUUUGUUGGCUUUUAAAAACUUGUGGAAGGCAUUAUGUUGAAGCCAAUGUGAAGCUGACAUUUUUAUGUGAUUGGCUUUUCUUUGAUGAAAAGAUUGAUAGCUUAAUGAAUGUUGAACCUGCAAUGUUCUUAAUGGUAUGCUCAAUACCCAAAUAUAUUGACAUGAUCCACACUCUUAACUUUUUGUUGCUUCUUGCUGACAAAUAUGAUAUCGGCUGUAUUAAUGUCAUUGUAAGGGGUCUGCCAUCAGCUCUCUCAGUAUUUGUUCAAAAGGGAGUGAUUUGGUCCGUGGAUGUUCUGACUUCAUGUGAAUUCCUUUCUCCAUUUCUAAAAGACGGUCUUAAGAGGAUAUCAUUGUGGUUGAAUGUGGGAGGUAAUGAGUUGCAACUUUCCUGUCUAUGUCCUUAUUUUGUACCACACUUGAGUCUGCAAAACGUUUCCCAUCUCAAAAAGCUAACACUGCCACCCAAACAAUCUUCUGUGAAGACUGAAACGAUUGCAGCGGAGAAAACCAAAGUCAAGCUUGAUUGGCCUAUAAUGGCAAUGGAACAUGUGGCCAUCAUAUCAGACAAGGCAACUGUCACUCCUGAGUUUCAAAAGCAUCUUCUUCUUCCUCAAUUUCUUACAGUACUAACUCAUGCUUCUGCAAUUAAGACUUGUGACAAGGUAACCGUUGCUCCUCGUGUCAAAUGCUGUCAAAAACCACUGAAACUGAAUUCCGGAGCUGAUGAGAGUAGGAAGAUGGUCAAGAAAUCAGGAAAGGAGGAGCACCACUUAUGGCAGAAAAGAGAUUCAGCUGGAUCUGGGCAAAAGGCACUGAAUCUUGUUAGAAUUGUUUCCGAACUUCCUAAUGAGAAAGAGGCUGUUUAUGGAGCAUUAGAUAAAUGGACAGCCUGGGAGACAGAGUUUCCAUUGAUUGCAGCUGCUAAAGCUUUAAAAAUAUUGAGGCAGAGGAGGCAAUGGACACGUGUGGCAAAGUGGAUGUUGAGCAAAGGUCAAGGAGCAACAUUGGGAACAUACGACACACUUCUACUGGCUUUCGAUAUGGAUGACAGGGUAGAUGAGGCUAAAUCAUUAUGGAACAUGAUUAUAUAUUCACAUACUCGCUCUAUGUCAAAGCGCUUAUUUUCAAGGAUGAUUUCUUUGUAUGAUCAUCAUAACAUGCAAGAUGAGAUAAUACAGGUGUUUGCAGACAUGGAGGAGUUGGGUGUAAGACCAGACGAAGAUACUUUAAGGAGAGUGGCACAUGCCUUCAAGAAAUUGGGCCAAGAAGAGAAGCAGAAGUUGGUUCUUGAAAGGUACCAGUGUAAAUGGAAGUAUAUCCACUUCAAUGGUGAAAGAGUUAGAGUGAAAAGAGAUGGACGGAAUGAGGAAUGA
Messenger RNA from Dovyalis caffra, 1806 nucleotides. NCBI's taxonomy places the organism in Eukaryota, Viridiplantae, Streptophyta, Magnoliopsida, Malpighiales, Salicaceae. The record is from the annotation of a GenBank genome assembly.